AUGCCUCCAGUAAGGCAAAAUGGCCAUCGACGGCAGAUAUCCUCCGAGUCACCACGAGAGCGCCCAUCGAGACUUGAGGGCAUACGGACAGGAGUUAAUCACAUGUUCAGUGGACGAUCGAGGGUCGCGACACCCCGAAGUGGCACACCCGAAAGCCCCAAGACUCCGCGCUUAGCAUUAGGUCUGGGGAACUUCUCUUCAACAAGACUUGUGCUUCCAUAUCUCACUCGAUCGAAUACGAACCCGCCUCGAUAUGCGACAAGACACGAUCCUCAUUCGCCCGUUAGUACGAGACCGAUUACAGCUCACUCUCUACGACAACAAACAACUAUACUUCCUACAUCAUCCGUUCCACCUCGUGUGAGACAUGAUUCGCAGUCUGGGAGGAGAUUUGUGGGUGUAGAUCCAGCAGAGCUUCAUCUGGCAAACCUCGUAGACUCUGGGAGGAGACGAAGGAGGAACAAGGCCAAAAGGGAACCACGAUGUGCGCCGAAGAUUAAGAACAAAAAAAUCAGGACCAAGAUAUUGAGCUGUUUUAUAUCAGGGCUUUUUCUUACAUUGGUACUGACGGUCUAUCUUGCACUCGCCUUGUCAAACCAUAAUGAGAGUCAAGAGUUCCACGUCCUCUUGAUUCUCAUCAUUCUGAUUACUACAAUCUUCUUCUGUCAUGCUCUGAUCCGGUUGUGUAUGCUGGUACUCCAUCCACCAGCGGACGAUACACAGGAACUACCUUCAAUGGUUGGUCCUGGAGGAUUCGCAAAUCCAGUAGCACCAAUACGCGUCGCGCUCGCACGUGAUGAAGAGGCAGCUGGAAUUGAAAGUGAAGCUACAAAGUUACCCCCGCCAGCGUACGGGUUAUGGCGAGAAUCUGUUAGAGUGGACCCUAAUCGAAUCUACUGGCAACGUAAUGAGGCGGCAGUAUUAGAGCGCCAGAAUUCCCUUGAACGAGGGGAAGGCAGGCCAAUGACUUCCAAUCGACCCCCGUCAUACAUAUCUGAGAAUGGCAUCGACUAUGUGAUUGAAGCCGAGCCUCGAUCAAUUGCGCCGACUGUUGAGGUGCCAUUACCGACGCACCCCUCUGAAAGAGGUCGAUUGCCAAUGCCGUAG
Messenger RNA from Lachnellula hyalina, 1107 nucleotides. RefSeq lists its product as uncharacterized. Lineage: Eukaryota; Fungi; Ascomycota; Leotiomycetes; Helotiales; Lachnaceae. The record is from RefSeq and is a predicted model, not a curated record. The transcript is spliced from 3 exons. The coding region runs from base 1 to 1107 and encodes 368 amino acids.